Pecten maximus is the source of this 1020-nucleotide messenger RNA. Its product is annotated as ATP-dependent DNA helicase PIF1-like. Gene Ontology annotation, molecular function: DNA helicase activity. Gene Ontology annotation, biological process: telomere maintenance; DNA repair. The transcript is spliced from 2 exons. NCBI's taxonomy places the organism in Eukaryota, Metazoa, Mollusca, Bivalvia, Pectinida, Pectinidae. The record is from RefSeq and is a predicted model, not a curated record. The coding region runs from base 115 to 1020 and encodes 301 amino acids.
GGAACUGGCAAGUCCUUUCUGAUUUCAGAAAUAGAAAACGGACUCCGUAAAGCAGACAAAAGUGUUCAUAUCACGUGUACAACAGGGAUAGCUUGUGCAAAUUUUAGCAAUGCGAUGACAAUUCACAGAUGGGCUGGCAUAGAUGACGGUCGAUAUUCAUCCAAAGAAAUUGCUACAUUGAUCAAGGAAACCCCCAAACACAGAGACACUUUAGAACGAUUGAUGAAGGCUGACACACUAAUAAUAGAUGAAAUAAGCAUGCUUUCAGAUAAGCUUUUUCAGCAACUGGAGGAAGUAUGCAGUCUGAAAAAUCCAGAUGUUAUCUUUGGUGGUAUACAACUUAUACUCUGUGGCGAUUUCAGACAACUCCCACCUGUUCCUAAUGUACAAUACAAUGAUGAAGGUAACUUCUGCUUUCAGUCAGAACUAUUUCAAACUGCUGUUCCUCAUCGUGUUAUAUUAUGUGACAUAAUCAGGCAACAAGACCAGACCCUUAUUAAAGCCAUCCAAGAGGUCAGUGAAGGGGUUGAACUGACAGAAGAAUCAUUAACCCUUAUUAACUCUAUGGAGAGGCCAUUACCAACAGGGCCUCCUUCUGUUAAGUUGUUUGCUACUAAUAACCUUGUGGAUGACUAUAACAGAAGGCGUAUUUUGAACUGGAGGGGAGAGUUGAUUGAGUACUCUGCAGUUGAUACUGGGGAUAAAAAACAUCUCUCAAAGAUACUGGCUCCACAAAAACUUUGGUUGAAGGAAGGUUGUCCAGUUGUGCUCCUUCGCAAUUUUUCCAAAGUUCUUUACAAUGGAUUGCAGGGAUAUAUUGUUUCACUGGGGAAAGAUGGACCUGUAGUGGACUUCGGAUCAUUAGGUGUACAUAGGAUAACAAAAAUUAAGUUCACAGUAUUUAGUCCUGUCAUUGGAAAGAAUGUGGCAGAAAGGAUGCAGUACCCAUUGAAGCUUGCCUUUGCCCUGAGUAUCCACAAGGCCCAAGGAAUGACUCUGGAUAGGUUUUAUAUGUUCUAA